Molecule: messenger RNA, 3717 nt
Organism: Syngnathus acus (greater pipefish)
Lineage: Eukaryota; Metazoa; Chordata; Actinopteri; Syngnathiformes; Syngnathidae
Gene: vps39
Product: VPS39 subunit of HOPS complex
Exons: 24
Coding region: 490-3117 (875 amino acids)
Biological process (GO): vesicle-mediated transport; autophagy; endosomal vesicle fusion
Cellular component (GO): cytoplasm; membrane
Molecular function (GO): protein binding
Source: RefSeq, a predicted model, not a curated record
GUAAGUCACGUGCAUCCUCCAGUCAGCUGAAGCCAGGAGGAAUUAGCUCCGAGCUAGCGUGGCUAACUAGCCUGCUAACGACAACAUUAGACUUGCUCCGUUUUUAAGUUGACAAAUUACGUUUUUUUACUUGUCGUAGUUUUGCACAUAAAUUCGAGGACGGAGGUUAUGAUUUAAUAGGUGUGGAACGCGGUGCUGUUAUUUUGGUAACUUCGCUAGGGAGCUAACAGUUGUUGUUUUGGUUUUGAACAUAGUUAACUGUCAAGAGAAAUUCUCUCGUCUUGCUUUCUCGUUUUUUUUAAAUGCGUGCCUAGUGAACAUUCAAAAUACUCCGGUGUAUUUGUGAGCGCUAAGCUACCCCGGUUGGUUCAUGAAGGCACCACCACCAAUACCACCGUGAUCAGCGGCCACUCAGUGGAGUACUUGGCUGUCGAGCCUCGCCUCACUCCCGGCUUUGAACCAUCCGAGCGCCCCACUGUGUGAGUCAAGAUGCACGACGCCUACGAGCCGGUGCCGAUUUUGGAGAAACUUCCUCUCCAGAUCGACUGUAUGGCGGCCUGGGAGGACUGGCUGCUCGUCGGUACCAAGCCUGGGCAUCUCCUUUUGUACCGGAUCAAAAAGGAUCCAGCCACCAAUCUCUUCGAAGUCACCCUUGAGAAAUCCAACAAAAACUUUUCCAAGAAGAUCCAGCAGCUCUACGUCGUCUCGCAGUACAAAAUACUUGUCAGUCUUCUGGAGAAUAACAUCCACGUCCACGACCUGCUGACAUUCCAGCAGAUCACCGUGGUUUCCAAAGCCAAGGGAGCCACGCUCUUUGUCUGCGACCUGCAGCAAAGCAGCUCGGGAGAGGAGACGCUGAGAAUGUGUGUCGCCGUAAAGAAGAAGCUGCAGAUGUACUACUGGAAGGAUCGAGAGUUCCACGAGCUGCAGGGCGACUUUGGUGCUCCAGAUAUUCCAAAAUCCAUGGCCUGGUGUGAAAACUCCAUCUGCGUCGGCUUCAAAAGAGACUAUUACCUCAUCCGGAUGGACGGGCGUGGUACCCUUAAGGAGCUCUUCCCGACCGGCAAACAGCUGGAGCCGCUCGUCACCCCGCUGGCCGACGGCAAAGUCGCCGUCGGGCAGGACCACCUCACCGUGGUGCUGAACGAGGAGGGAAUCUGCACCCAGAAGUGCGCCCUGAAUUGGACCGAUAUCCCCAUCGCGAUGGAGCACCAGCCUCCGUACAUCAUCGCCGUGCUGCCCCGCCACGUGGAGAUCCGGACCUUGGAGCCUCGGCUGCUGGUGCAGAGUGUGGAGCUGCAGAGGCCUCGUUUCAUCACGUCUGCCGGACCAAACGUGGUGUACGUGGCCAGCAACCAUUUUGUGUGGCGCCUGGUGCCCGUCUCCAUCGCCACGCAGAUCCGACAGCUGCUCGAGGACAAGCAGUUUGAACUGGCUCUUCAGCUGGCAAAGAUGAAAGACGACGCAGACGGGGACAAGAAACAGCAGAUCCAUCACAUUCAGAACUUGUACGCCUUCAAUCUCUACUGCCAGAAGCGAUUCGACGACUCCAUGCAGGUUUUCGCCAAACUGGGCACAGAUCCCACUCACGUGAUCGGCCUGUACCCGGACCUGCUGCCGUCCGACUACCGCAGGCAGCUGCACUACCCCAACCCUCUGCCGACGAUGUCCGGGGCCGAGCUGGAAAAGGCUCACUUGGCGCUCAUCGAUUACCUCACCCAGAAACGCAGCCACCUGGUGAAACAGCUCAACGACUCGGACCCGUCCACCACGUCGCCCCUGAUGGAGGGCACGCCCACCAUCAAGAGCCGCAAGAAGCUGCUGCAGAUCAUCGACACCACCCUGCUGAAGUGCUACCUGCACACCAACGUGGCCUUGGUUUCUCCCCUUCUACGCUUGGAGAACAACCACUGCCACAUCGAGGAGAGCGAGUACGUCCUCAAGAAAGCGCACAAGUACAGCGAGCUCAUUAUUCUCUACGAGAAGAAAGGCCUGCACCAGAAAGCUCUGCAGGUUCUGCUGGACCAGUCCACCAAGGCCAACUCCCCUCUGAAGGGACACGAGCGCACCGUGCAGUACCUGCAGAGGCUGGGAGUUGAGAACCUCAGCAUGAUCUUUGAGUUUUCCCCCUGGGUGCUGAAGAUCUGUCCCGAAGAUGGGCUGAAGAUCUUCACGGAGGACCUGACAGAGGUGGAGACGUUGCCGCGGGACAAGGUGCUCAACUUCCUGAAGGAGGGCUUCAAGGAGCUGGCCAUCCCGUACUUGGAGCACAUCAUCUACGUGUGGGACGACAAGGGCCCCGAGUUUCACAAUACCCUCAUUCAGCUCUACCUGGAAAGGGUUCAAGGACUGAUGAAGCAAUACCUCAACUCACUGCCGGAAGGAGUUGCAGCCGUGGCGGCCGGGACGGAAAAAGGCGAUCUAGGAGAAUUCCGGAACAAGUUGCUUUCCUUUCUGGAUAUUUCCAGCAGUUACGAGCCGGCGCGACUCAUCAGCGACUUCCCCUUCGACGGUCUUCUGGAGGAACGGGCCCUGCUCCUGGGUCGUAUGGGAAAGCACGAGCAGGCGCUCUUCAUCUACGUGCACAUCCUGAAGGACACGCGCAUGGCCGAGGAAUACUGUCACAGCCAUUACAGCAGCUCCGUGGAAGCCGACAAAGACGUGUACCUGUCCCUGCUGAGGAUGUACCUGUCCCCACCGGACGCACACUGCCUGGGGCCCAUCAAGAUGGAGCUGUCGGAACCGCAGGCCAACCUCCAGGCCGCCCUGGAGGUCCUGGAGCUGCACCACAGCAAGCUCAACACCACCAAGGCCAUCGACCUACUGCCGGCCAACACGCAGAUCUACGAGAUCCGAGCCUUCCUGGAGAGUGUCCUUGAGGAGAAGGCUCAGAGGAAACGUAGCAACCAGGUGCUCAAGAGUCUACUGCAGGCGGAGUUUCUCAGGGUGCAAGAGGAGCGCAUCUUCCACCAGCAGGUCAAAUGCGUCAUCACCGAGGAGAAGACGUGCAGAGUGUGCAAGAAGAAGAUUGGAAACAGUGCGUUUGCCAGAUAUCCCAAUGGCGUGGUGGUGCACUAUUUCUGCUGCAAAGACCGCAACGCGUGUCCCACCGAGUGACACCCCAACAUGCCCCCCCCUCCCCCCCCCCCUGGAGUUACACAAGAACGUUACAAACACUCAGACUAAGUCACAGCAAGACUUUUUCUUUGAGAACGCGGUGGCCUUUUAUUUUUUUUGUGGACAUUUGCAGCGGUAGAACAAAAGCAGCGUGACUUAAAAUGGACGCCACUGAUGGAGGACGCUCGACUGUUAACGCCUUUUUUUUUUUCUGACUCACGAUUGUAUGCAAGGCGCUUUCUUGUCCGCUCGCAUGAAAAAUCACAUUUGACCUGCUGAAUUCACCCCCCUCGGAAAGUCCGCGAAGGAAACUAAAGUUUAUUUAUUGCUUGGAGGAACUCGAAUGAGCAAGGUUUAAUUUGUGCAUUUAAGUGUGUCUGUUAUUUAAAACAAACACAAAAACACUGUUACUGAAUUGUUUGAGCCGCUUCAGUGCAUCCAACACGCCUACGGUCAAUGUUUGCGCACGUCCUGCUCUACUUUUGUAGCUUCUUUUCAAGUGUCUUUGUCUGCCUUUCAUUUCAAAUAAAUAUUUUGCAGCAGGAUACAGGAUGUUUGACUAUCAUCCUCCUAACUCAAUAAAGUAACAGAACAAAUUGA